AUGACGCAUAUUAAAAGAAAUAAACUAACGUCCAAUAAUAAGGAUACAAGAUGGGAUCGUAUAAGAAAAAGGCAUGGCAGUGCGAAUUCUGCAAAUCUUAAAACCGAAACUGUGAAACGUUUCAUAGAGAUCGACUAUGUGGGAAAGAAUCAACAAAACUUAAUGAAUGGUGCAACUAGGCCGGAAAAUAAAUUGGAUCCGGUCUUGGUAAUGGAUUUACGGCAUGAAAUGUUCAAACAAAUACCCAGGAAAUUGCCCCUGGCUACGGUGGCAUAUUCGAAAAAUUUGGAUAUUUGUAAAUCCCAUAAUAUUGCGGUGGAGGAACGUUAUAUCGAAAAUCAAUUGGAACAAUUUCGCCAACAUUUACAAAAACAAAAUAAACGUGAUCGUCAUUGUGAAAAGAAAAUCCAUUCUUUAUUGAUUGAUAAUCAGGGUAUUAUGGAUAGUUUGGAAACAUCACAGCGUCACAUAGAGGAUUUCUAUAAUACACCCAUUGAAGCAUUUCAGCAGGUUCAUGAAUUGUUUAAGCAAGAUGUGAAUCAGGAUGUAAAUACAAUGGAAAAUGGAAUAAAUGCUGAAACUGAAAAACUGCAAUUAGAGGAAGAAAAGGAACCCACACAAGAACCCAAAGAUUUGGAUACCCCAUUGGAUGAGAUUACAGCAAAAUUUCCGGAAAUAUUAUUGUUUGAUAAAAACGAUGAAAUUCUUUCGAAAACUCCGCAACAACGAACCCCAAGUCCUUUGGCAAAUACAGAUGAAGUUUUACAACCCCUAAAAGAGAAUAUUGAACAAAAUAAUGGCCAACACCUGCGUUGUGUACGAUUCGAUGAAGAUGUCAAUAUUUGUCAAUUUCAGAGGGAAAACUCCACUUGUUCGAAUACCAGUGAAGGUAUAGAUUCCGUAAUAUCUGAAUUAGCUGAAGAGGCAUUAAUGGAACUUAAACUGGAAGAAGAAGAGGAGAAGGAAAAAGAGCCAGUAAAAGACGAAUCCCCUAAUUUAACAUCGAAAUCCGAAACUGAGACAACAUAUGGUCAUGCUGCAAAAACGGAUACACCAGAUAAUACCCUAACAUUGACUGCAUGCAGUAGUCUAAAUGAGAAAAAUACUCAGGGUUGUAGAGACUUGGUUAUUCAGGGAAAAAUUCCAACUUUCAUGAGAAGGCCAAUAGAAGAUAAACACGAACGUAAAAAUGUAUUAUUUUCCAUUACGUCGACUACUACCGAAGAUCGAACUGAUGCAGAUGAUUUAUCUUCAAAUCAUGAACAAAAUAAAAUCAUUGAAGAACUAUUUGAAACAAGCAAUCAUUCCCGGAUUACUAUAAUGCGUAGAUAUUUCUUGAAAUGGUUACAUUUCACACAUGUAGAGAAAAUCGAACGGGAACAUGUUGGUGGCCAUGCUGAUCGUGUAAGAAAAAUUAAUAUUUUCUUAGACAAAAUACGUAUGGAGAAAAGUCGUCGUAAAAAAUGUGAAAAAUUGCAACAACAGGCUGAUGGUGAUGAUGGGGAGUUUUCCACUUCCUUAGUUCCGGCAAAAACGAAUGGUAUUGAGAAUUUGAAAAUCAAUAAGAAAUAUCAGAAUAAAAUAAAAGUCCAACAGGAUAUCAUAGAUUUACAACGUUUGAAAUUGGAGCGACAAGAGCGUAUAAUAAUGGAACUUAAACUGAGUAAAUUAUCCGAAGAGGCAAGGGAAGCACGAAUGGAAUUGAAAACAGAAUUAAAAUCUGUUAUACGUUCGGGAGAUGCUAAAUCAAAGGCUAAAGCCAAGUGUUUGCAAUUAAUUGGAAAUCUACGCGAUAAGGAAGAUGAACGUUUGGCCAAUUUACAAUGUAAAGCUAUGUUAAUGCCGAAAUUUUUACAAAGUAUGCAAGAACGGGCUUUGGAACGUAGUAUAAAACAUGAACAGGCAAGGCAAAGGCGAUUGCAGAAGGAGGCGGAAAGAGAGGCACAGAAAAUGGCCCUAGAAGAAGCUAAACGUCAGGAAGAUGAAGAAGCCAAGCGCUUGCGUAUUGAGGCCCUCAAAGAAAAACGUCGCCAAGAGAAAAUGGCUAAAAUCAUCAAGGAACGUGAACGACAACGUUACAUAGAAAAUCAACGUAAAGCUCAGGAAUUCUAUAGGCGUCUGUUGCUCAAACGUAUUGGUAUGGAGGGUUUUAAACGUCUGCUACAACGUAAACGAGAUAAUCUACGUAGAUGUGAAGAGUUGCGGCAAUCUCUCUAUAAAAGAAGCUAUUUUCAAGCAUGGUUUAGUAUAUAUCGUAUUUCAAAGGCUCGUCGCUGUCAAAAAGCUGAUGAUUUUUACGAACACUUAUUGAAGAGAAAAUAUCUUCAUUUAUGGCAAUUCUAUGCCGAACAAGAACGUAGUAAAUAUCAUGUGGCCGUCGAUUAUCAUGAAUUAAAAUUAACCGAAUCGAUGUUUGGCAAAUGGUUUGCUUAUAGCAAACGUAUGAAAAUGAUUGAAGAAACUAAAAUGAAACAGGCCACAAUGCAUCAUGAAUGGCAUUUGAAGUGGAAGGUAUUGGAUUGUUGGCAGAGAUUACCACAAAUAUUACAACUGGAAAAAGAAACAGAAGAGAGAAGACAACGUUGGCGCAUGAAGAUUUGGGAAUUACUACCGGAUUAUACACCAAAUAGAGAUGAAUUGAAUUUUCUUUGAAAUUAUUUU
Molecule: messenger RNA, 2661 nt
Organism: Musca vetustissima
Lineage: Eukaryota; Metazoa; Arthropoda; Insecta; Diptera; Muscidae
Product: calponin homology domain-containing protein DDB_G0272472
Exons: 5
Coding region: 1-2652 (883 amino acids)
Molecular function (GO): phosphatase binding
Source: RefSeq, a predicted model, not a curated record